Molecule: messenger RNA, 1191 nt
Organism: Physella acuta
Lineage: Eukaryota; Metazoa; Mollusca; Gastropoda; Physidae
Product: salivary glue protein Sgs-3-like
Source: RefSeq, a predicted model, not a curated record
AUGUUAGGAGAGUUGUCUCUCUUGAUCACUAUCUUAGACACAAAACCACAGGACACAAACCCCUAUACAGAAACCUACAGGACACAAACCCCUAUACAGAAACCUAGAGGACACAAACCCACAGGACACAAACCCACAGGACACAAACCCACAGGACACAAACCCACAGGACACAAACCUACAGGACACAAACCCACAGGACACAAACCUACAGGACACAAACCUACAGGACACAAACCUACAGGACACAAACCUACAGGACACAAACCCCUAUACAGAAACCUACAGGACACAAACCCACAGGACACAAACCCACAGGACACAAACCCACAGGACACAAACCCACAGGACACAAACCCACAGGACACAAACCUACAGGACACAAACCUACAGGACACAAACCUACAGGACACAAACCCCUAUACAGAAACCUACAGGACACAAACCCACAGGACACAAACCUACAGGACACAAACCUACAGGACACAAACCCCUAUACAGAAACCUACAGGACACAAACCCCUAUACAGAAACCUACAGGACACAAACCCCUAUACAGAAACCUACAGGACACAAACCCCUAUACAGAAACCUACAGGACACAAACCCCUAUACAGAAACCCACAGGACACAAACCCACAGGACACAAACCUACAGGACACAAACCCACAGGACACAAACCCCUAUACAGAAACCUACAGGACACAAACCCCUAUACAGAAACCUACAGGACACAAACCCCUAUACAGAAACCUACAGGACACAAAACCACAGGACACAAACCCCUAUACAGAAACCUACAGGACACAAACCCACAGGACACAAACCUACAGGACACAAACCCACAGGGCACAAACCUACAGGACACAAACCUACAGGACACAAACCCACAGGACACAAACCCCUAUACAGAAACCUACAGGACACAAACCUACAGGACACAAACCCACAGGACACAAACCUACAGGACACAAACCCACAGGACACAAACCCCUAUACAGAAACCUACAGGACACAAACCUACAGGACACAAACCCACAGGACACAAACCUACAGGACACAAACCUACAGGACACAAACCUACAGGGCACAAACCUACAGGACACAAACCUACAGGACACAAACCUACAGGACACAAACCCACAGGACACAAACCCCUAUACAGAAACCCCAUACACAAAAACAACUUAG